Venturia canescens is the source of this 6425-nucleotide messenger RNA. RefSeq names its product C-terminal Src kinase (gene Csk). NCBI's taxonomy places the organism in Eukaryota, Metazoa, Arthropoda, Insecta, Hymenoptera, Ichneumonidae. The record is from RefSeq and is a predicted model, not a curated record. The transcript is spliced from 7 exons. Gene Ontology annotation, molecular function: non-membrane spanning protein tyrosine kinase activity; ATP binding. The coding region runs from base 793 to 2283 and encodes 496 amino acids. Gene Ontology annotation, biological process: protein phosphorylation.
AGAUAGCAUGUGAGGAUACCCCCACGUUCGUGUGCAGCGAAAAAAAAAUGAGAAGUUUUAAAAGGAGCAAAAAAAGCGUUCCAUGCCGAGCUUAUAAAACAUCGCAUCAAAACGUGUAAUCAUUUCGAGUUUAUUUUCGACUGGGUUGCGAGUGAUUCCGCGGAAGAUGAACGUUGGUUCUCCGAGUGCAAAGUGCGGGAGCAUAGAAAAGUAUUGUGAAGAGAAAAGUACGACAAUGGAAAUAGAAACCGAAAAAUCGAUGCUCGUUUAAAAACAUUAAAUUCCGACUGUAAAAAUAUUUUUCUUUCCACUCCGGUUGCGAGUUUCCCGGUCGAUUCAGACUUUAUUUUUACAACAUCGAUCGCCUCGAUCAUAGAGCAAGACCGUUGAGAUUUUUUAAACUCUCUUUAUUUAUGUUUUCGAACGUGACACAAAGCUCUCGUUAUUGUCGUGGACGUUGGUUGUUCGUCACAGACGCCAACCACCGAGGAUAAACUCAGUUUGAAUUAUUCAAUAUUUGUUCGUGUGCAACGGAUUUGCUCUUUAGUUAGAAUAGGACUGGCGAGUCAUGCUGUAUGGGAUUCGCUCGUACGAGCGCGCAGGCGAUUCCGAAGGAGAUAGAAAGGGAGAGAAUAUAAACGCGGCCAGCCGCACGUCGAGGAUGUCGUUCCACGCUUCCUUAUGUGCUCAAUCCUGUAUUCCAUAAAAGUAUCUUCGAUGCGCGUAUCGUCCGAGAUUCACCACUCAUCAAAUUGGUCGAUCGAGUCCACCUAGAUAAAGGAUUUCGCAGUAAUGCCAACUUACCACAAUGCGGGUGGCGGGUACCCGAACGUAUCAGUACCAGCGCGUCAGGGAAAGCUCGACGGGAAUCAAAAUCAUCACACGACGAUACCAUCGAACGUAACGAGUCAUUCCCUCAUACAGAACGCAACGCAGAACACUAUUUCGACGAAUUUAAUGGGCACGAAUAUGCUGCCCCAUCCUGUAUCACCGAUAAUGACGAGCCACGCCGGCGUAACGUCACAAAAUGUAACGAGCCACCUCAACCCAGCGAGUCCGCCUGUAAUUAUCACCUCAAACGUUACCAAUCCCGGCAACACGACGGCAGCACCCUUGUCGUUGAAUCCGAGACACGAAGUCAAGCUGAAUGCCAUGCCAUGGUUCCAUGGUAAAAUCUCGAGAGAAACAGCGGAGAGACUUUUACGACCGAGGGAGGACGGUCUCUUUCUAGUCAGAGAAUCAACUAAUUUUCCUGGUGAUUAUACGCUGUGCGUUUGUUACCAGGGGCGUGUACAGCAUUACAGAGUAAAAUACAAGAAUAAUCAGCUGACGAUAGACGACGAGGAGUUUUUCGAAAAUUUGGCAUUGCUCGUGGAGCAUUACGAACAAGAUGCGGACGGUUUGUGCACGCAGUUGACGAAAUCGUUGCCGAAACAGGGGAAACAAGACUUUUGCGUCGAUCCGAAAGCCUUCGUCGAGGCUGGAUGGGUCAUACAGACCCACGAAUUGGAGUUACGGGAGUGCAUCGGCAAAGGUGAAUUUGGUGAUGUUCUGCUGGGCGUUUAUCGCGGCGAGAGAGUCGCUGUUAAAAUGCUCAAAGACAAUAGCGAAGCUGCACAAAGAUUUCUCGCUGAAGCGAGCUUAAUGACGUCGUUGAUACACGACAAUCUUGUUAAAUUACUCGGUCUUGUGUUCAACAAUCAACAUAUGUACCUGGUUACCGAGUAUAUGAGUAAAGGAUCCCUGGUGGAUUAUCUCAGAUCACGAGGGAGAUUGCACGUUACCAAAAAGGAUCAGAUCAAUUUUGCAUUCGACACAUGUGCGGGAAUGGCAUAUCUGGAAUCAAGGCACGUCGUGCAUCGCGAUUUAGCAGCCAGAAAUGUACUCGUUGCUGAGGACAAUUCGGCAAAAGUGUCGGAUUUUGGUCUCGCCAGGGACGAAAAUUUCUCGCUGGAUGGUGGCAAAUUACCCAUCAAGUGGACAGCACCGGAAGCUCUCAAACAAAAUAAAUUUUCAAACAAGUCUGACAUGUGGAGUUUCGGGAUCCUCUUGUGGGAAAUCUAUUCCUUCGGUCGUGUACCAUACCCAAGGAUACCAUUAGCGGACGUUGUUAAAUGCGUGGAAAAAGGAUACAAGAUGGAGCCACCUGACGGAUGUCCUUCCGAAGUUUACGACAUAAUGAAACAAGCAUGGGAUUUACAGCCGGAGAAGAGACCGUCGUUUCUCGACAUAAAGGGAAAGCUCGGACUGCUCAAAGUUGAGUACACCAAAUGUGCGAAUUAAGCAAGGCUACUUAUUUCAUAUGGUAGGAAAAUAAUAAUUGGGGGGGGGGGGGGGGGGCGAAAAGGGACAUUGGUAUUAGUCGCCGGGUAAAAAAAAAAAAAAAUAAACAAACGAACACAAGCAGAGGGCAAAAAUCAAGUUCUUUGGGUUCUUCCGAAACGUGAGCGAUCGAUCGAUCGAUUCGAAAGACUCUUGAUUCGAGAAAAAAAAAGUCUGUACAAUGCGAAAACAAAGAAAGAAGAAAAAGGCUUGAAGCAAAAAAUGUAGGAAUCGCGUAUUUCGUAUUUAUUUUAUAAAAGAAAAAGAAACAAAAGACAAAAAGCAAAACUAAGUUAAUCACGAUGAUGAAGUGAAACGGUUAUAAUUUGUACGUGACAAUAUAUUCCACGAAUGUUACCUAAGUCGAUUGUGCCUUUGUUCAACCGAAUGACUUCUGAAGAACAGAAAAAGCAUAAAGCAAAAAAAAAAAGAAAACCAAGUGAAAAGAGAAGAUUGAAAAAAAUGCAAAAUUUACCCAAGUUCAGUGUACUCGAAAAAUCAAACGAUUGAUUACGAAUUACCUUCCCGAUGUAGUGUUAAAGAAAACAAAAUGAAACGAUCGAAAUACGACUAAAAAUAAAAACGUUUCGACGAGAAGCCAAAGCUCUGAAACAGAGAGGAUUAUUAUCUUUUUGUUAUUUUUUAUUCUCUUCAUUCGUAAUUUAAUUACCGGAUUAGAACAACUAUGAAAUCCUCUCGAGAACUUUACGUGGCACAAAUUAAAACUUAAAAAUAACAAGCACAAUACGACUAGAUUCUAGCUGAAAACAAAUGUCAUCGUAGAUUUUGCAACGAUCAUACAAACGGCACUCUAUACAUAAGCGUAAAUUUCAUGAGAAAAACAGAAAAAUCGUAUACGAAGCUUACGAAAAAAAAAAAACAUCAAUUUAUCAUCCUCAAAGUCGUUACUUUCGCGAAGCAGCUAUUAUCAAAACGGUACAAUGUUUGUAUCAUUGAAAUCUAACAAAAGUUUUCCACUCAUUUACGCUUCGAACGAAGGCUAUUCUGAUUUCGUAAUGUUCAACUCGUACGCAAACUUUGUCGAAACUUUCAACAGGAUUUGUGGAAUACACGAUUGAACUGUAGUCCAACAUGAGAUGAAAAAUAUUUUCAACGAAAAUUUGAAAAAAAAUUCAUCCAUGAAAAAUCAGAAUCAGUUGAUUGUUCUAUCGGCUUCAAAAUAUUGAAAAAAAUCCUCGCCAAUUCUUCAAUAACUGUGUUUCAGCAAAGAAUUUUUGUACUGAUUCAAAGAUGAUAAAGCUUUGGCGAACCACUGAAUACUCAAAUUUCGUUUGAACAAAAUAGUUCGCGUGAAAUCGAUGGCCAAGAAAACUUGGAACUGAAGGCGUAUAGGAAAGUCGGAUUUUGUUACGUUUCAACGAUGCUGAGUUUUGUCACCGCAAAACGGUUGCGGAUGAGCUCUAUCCUUGUAGAUCUGACAUUUAGAAUCGAUAAAUCGAAGGAAAAACUUAGGCGAACCGAUCUAAGUUACAUCCAACAUUUUUAUUUGUUUAAUCAAAGAUUUAUCGUAGCUAGAAUUUAAGAUUAACUAAAUUAUUACAACAUAAAAGGAUAAAAAUUAAGUUUAAAAUGUGUCUCGGAAUAUUCGACUAUGUUAUGAUUAAUUAGUCUUGUACAUGUUAAAAUUGUAAAUAUUUUCUGUACAUAAUUGCCUAAACUGGGAGAGGAGGGAGGGGGAGAGAGAGAGAGAGAGAGAAAGAGUAAAAACUCAAUAAUCCCGUAUGAGAGAUGUUGAAAGCAGUUAAAGAUUUAACGCGAGUGUUUAUAGUAUUUUCAAGGGUUUUUUUUCUCAAACAAUCGAUAAGUCGUUCUCACAAUUAAAUGGUAACGAGGACGAAGGAAGCAGCUAAAAAUGAAAAGUAUAGGGAUACUCGAGUAUGCGAAUGAAAUGAAAAUCCAAAUUGGGCGCUGGAACGACGGGCAAACAUUCAUAUUGCUCUCGUGUAUGAUUUGCGUACUCCUCGUAAAGCAGAGAUCACUCAAUUUGGUCCAUAAUGAUGGGGAAUAUCAGCGAACCAGAUUUAUUUAUACUUUGAUACCAAACGAUUUACGAUUAAGAGGGAAAUCUCGUGCGGUAGUUGAAACUAUAAUGAAACUGUAAAGGAAACUUACACUUUCCAAAUGGUUUCGAAUUUUUGUAAUUUUUUCAAUAAUUUUGUACAUCUUUUUCGAAGUUUUAGUAGCCAUUCAGAAACAGAAUUAUCAGAAUAAAUUACCCAUGAAAAAUUAAUUUUUUCAGCCCCCGUGCGAGAUUCCCCUAGAGGUGAGGGAUCCGAUUAAUACGUAGAAUAAGCCCGAUCAGCUGACCGUCCUAAAAAUCUGCCUUACUCAAAGUAGCGUUAAUUUCUAGUCGAAUAAGUGUUUAAUGGACAUUCUUCGUUUUACAAACCCGUUUUCUUCCGUGACAAUGAUGAAAGAUUUUAAGAAAUCAUUUGUUUUUUCCCAUUGAGAUUACUCAACACGAACAUUUUUUUUAUUAUUUAAUUAGAUCAGACUAAUGCUUUUAAUGAGUUGACAAAAAUAAGAAAAUAUUGAUACUUGCAUUUCGAUGAAAAAUCAAUCCAAAAAUUGGCUGCUUCGAGUGAUCGAUAAUAGUGAAUUUCUGGGUUUGUAAAAUCGCUGAACACAAAUUUCACACUUAUUUUGCUAGAAUUCACAGAAGUAGCUACCUCGAAAGAAUCCUUUGCAGUGCUACUCUGCCACGUUUUUCUCUACUAGUAAAUACAAAUAUUUGUUUUUCAAGAUUUUUUUUUUCACCGAGAGAGAAAUGAAUGUGUCUAGUAUCUUCGAAACAACGUGAAUACAGAAUAAUUGGAUCCUUCAUCUUACGCUAGAAGCUUCAAAUUAUGCGAGUGAUACGAACGACUUUCGUGUCUUGUUAAUGCUAUCGAAUUACGUUAUUGCAUCGUCGAAUUAGAAACGAAAUUUCUCUUCAGCAGUGCUCGUGAAUAAUUCACAAUUCAGAGCUGUGAAAAUUGAUCGACAUUUUUGUUGGAAAUUAAAGAUAAAUAAUCAAAAUAAGAAAAAUUUGACACUUCGAUAAUUGAGAGAAAAAUCGUCAAUUCAAAAGGAUUUUUCGUUUCGAGUCACAAUGCAAAUGUCUUUAUUAGCUCUGUGCUACUGCUGCCGAGAAAAAAUUCUUCAAUAUUUUGUAGAACUUUGUCAAGCAUAUUCUAGAACUGAAUUUUCUUCCCCGUUUCGAAUACGCUCCGCACAAUUGUAUAUCUUUUAUAAGGCUUUUAUAAGCCUUCGUGUUUUAUACUCAUUGCAACGAUCGAGCAAAAAACAUGAACGUUUUUCAUUCGUCACAAAAAUAAUCACGAUCGUAUUUCUGGCUAGAGAAUCCGUCGAGAAUCGUUCGGAGUCCUUGCUUUUUUCUUUGCUCCGAUUGAUUAGGUGAUUUUUUUAGAUUUUUACAAAAAAAAAGUUCUGCAAUAUUUGUUUAUUUUAUUGAAGUUUUUUCGUACUUUUGUACAUUACGAAUUCAGCAGCUCCUUUUUAUCAUUUUUAAUGAAAAAAGUUCUACAAUAUUUGAUUAUUUUAUUGAAGUCCUUGGUACUUUUGUACAUUGCGAAUUCAGCAGUUUCUUUUUACCAUUUUUUAUCAAAUCGAAAUGUCUAACGACAAAAUUCUCAAUACACUCCUUUUUCGUGGCAUAAAUCGUGAUAAUAUUCUUACGAGAGACGACGUCGAAAUCAGCCUGCGAAUUAAGAAUUUCGAGACUGAACCCGAGUUUGAUGAAUCGGUCGAAACUUUUCCGGUCCGAAUUCGGUUUCGUCUCAGAAUUAAAUGAUCAUUAGUCGCGCUCAUAUUUCAAAUGUUCGAAUUCGUUGCAAAAUUGUUUUGAAACACGAAACUAUGUUGACUGCGAUUUUCGAUGUGUUUGAGGUUCGGAUGUUCCGACGAAAAAGAAAAAAGAACAGCUACGAAUAUAAACAAAAAGGAAAAGAGAGCAGAAAAAGAGGAAUGCGUGGAUCGAUUCUUAACACUUUUCAUUGUAACCAAUCUCCAUUAGUUUGUAAGAAAUUUAAUAUAUAUAUUGAGAUCAAAUUACACAGAAUAUAUCAUGCGAUUGAACUAAA